This is a messenger RNA of Closterium sp. Naga37s-1, 1041 nucleotides long. The record is from the annotation of a GenBank genome assembly. NCBI's taxonomy places the organism in Eukaryota, Viridiplantae, Streptophyta, Zygnematophyceae, Desmidiales, Closteriaceae.
AUGGACAUCGCCCGCACGUCCAUGAUUCAUGCCCGUGCGCCCCAUUUUCUGUGGCCUCACGCGGUUCGCUACGCCGCACACCAGCUGAACCUCCAGCCGCGUGUCUCGCGGCCCGAGGCUUCACCGACCAGUCUCUGGACUGGAUCCCCUGGUGUUGGGUCGGCCUUUCGAGUCUGGGGCUGCCUUGCACUUGUUCGCGACACCUCCGCGGACAAGCUCUCGGCACGCGCCGUCCCCUGUGUCUUCCUUGGUUUCCCAGUGGACUCUGCUGACUGGUCCUUUUACCACCCUCCCCUCCACCAGUUCCUAGAUUCCCGUGACGUCCGGUUUGACGAGUCCGUGUCCUACUACACCCGGUACCCCUGUCGAGGUCUCCCGGUACCCCCUCCCCCUCUCUUCCUCGCACCCUCUCCUCCUCCUGCUCCCGCUCCUCCGGUAGCGUCUCCCUCCCCGCAGUCCUCCUCACAGUCCCCUCAGCAGCCUUCGGCACUUCCGCGACAGGUUAUUGUGGACUCGGUUGGUGUUGGAGCUGGAGGUGCAGCCGCUGGCGGUGCUCGGUCUGGGGGUGCUCGGUCGCGGGGUACUGGAGCUGGAGGUGCUGGCGCAGGUGACGCUAGCUCUGGGGGUGCUGGAGCUGGAGGUGCUGGCGCAGGUGGCGCUAGCUCUGGGGGUGCUGGAGCUGGAGGUGCCGGCACUGGAGGUGCUGGUUCUGGGGGUGCUGGAGUUGGGGGUGCUGGCACUAGCGGUGCUAGUUCUGGGGGUGCUGGAGUUGGAGGUCCUAGCACUGGCGGUACUGGUUCUGGGGGUGCUGAGUCUGAGGAGACUGACGCUGGAGACCCUGGUUCUGCGGAGUCCACCCCGCCCCCCCACCGCCACGACACGCGUCUCCAGGCUGCCCGUCGGUGUGAGCGUGAGGAGCAGGAGCGGUUGGAGAGGGAGCGGCAGGAGCUGCGGGUGCUGGACCUUCUGGAGCAGCAGCGGCAGCAGCAGCAGCAGCAGCAGCAGCAGCAGCAGCAGCAGCAGCAGCAGCAGCAGCAGUAG